AUGGAGGCUUCGCCGCUUACACAGCAGACGAGACCGGACACUUUCCAACCAAAGAUCGUCCAGCUCUACGAGUCACUCUUUAAAUCGACCGAGGAUGCAGAACACUCCGAGGGCUUCUGGCGAGAGUUUUUUCUACUGCCACCAGAUGGAGGCCAGCUUCAUGUUUUGCUAGACAAGUUAAGCCCCGACGAGACGCUGGGCCUGCAGACGCAAUCUCAACAGCUCUUUGCCCGAGCAAUCCGUGAGGCUGCGGCUGGGGUCGCGCCUGCUGAUUCCUAUGCACUAGAUACCUUGACUAUCUUCUUGACCAGUAUUCUGAGCAAAAAGUACACCAAUCCUAGCUCAGAUGUGAUCAAUAUUCUCGCCGGCCUUGACGAGGUUGAUCACGUCAUCUCCGAGUUUGUCUCUGUCUUGGACGGAAUCAUUCGCAAUGGCUCUAGCUUGGAAUUGCGCCGUAAAGCAAUCCGAGUCGCCAUUGCUAUGACGAGCGGGGCAUACAAGACCAGCCUCGUCUCUUAUUUCACACACCGCGAUUUGUUCCCAUCUCUGAUGAAGUAUGUUCACGACUCUGAUGACCCUAUGCAAGUGUUCGAUCCGUUCCUUCUCCUGGGACUAUUGGCGAACUACAACAAAUUUGAAUUUCAAAACCUCUAUCAACUUCGACUCGAUGAUUUUGUCAACGAGUUGAGCAUUGAGCAGGUUGCUAAAGGUGUUGGCCUCGCCUGUGGCGGACUGCGAAAUGGCUACAUUGCCGUGCAGGAUGACAUACCCGAAGGCUGGUCCUUGAAAAACACUUUGAUCUUCUUUGGGCUUCGGGCUCUCGCGCCUGGCGCGCGGGAUAAGGCUAACCCGCCCAGUGCGGAGGAAGCAAAGGCCAUGUUCGCUGCUCUACCCGCUCACGAAGCCGCUAUCUUGUUGGCAACUUAUGACUUUGCGAACUCUAACAAACUAUUUGGUUACCAUAUGGUUCACCACAUCCCCGAAAAGAAUGAGGAAUCUCCCUUUUCUAGCUUCCUGUCUCUGUCUUCAUAUCUUCUACAACACGCCUAUCGAUCGGUGCGGGUGGCACACUAUGCUGAGCUGGGUUUGUUCACCCUGCGUAUCCUUGUUGAGGACCCAACUCUCUGCAAGCACAUCUGUAGCGAAGAUGGUAAACGCAGAGUCCGAAUUUGUCGCCAGAAGCAGCCAUAUCUCCCAGUAGUUGGCGGAGACCGGGUGCUCGCCACCGUCAUCUUCGACAUAAUGAUCGACACAAUCACGCAUAACCUUCGGCGACGAUUGGACGUCAACAUCUACAGCCACACCGUUGCCAUCACACUGCGCCUCCUAACCUACCUCUCAAUGAACAAAAUCCGACUAAAUUAUCAUUGGUCCGAACUCUGGCGCACGCUCCUCUCCCUCAUGCGCUUCUUAACAACAUAUGCCACCGAUCUAACUACAAACCCCCAAAUUCACACUCUAACAAGCUCACUCGCCGAUCUCCUCGCCUUCUGUGUUUCAGGCGGUGACACCUUCCUCCCCGAUCCAGCCUCCUACGAUGACCUCUUCUACAAGCUCGUCGAAACCGGCCCCGUAAUCUCCAAAUUCCGAGCCAUGUACGCCCUCACCCGCUCAACCACAGGAGCCCAGGGCUCAUCCGCUCCAGUCCCAGACGCAGCGAUUCUCCAGAAAACGGAUCUCCACGCAGCGGCCAUCGAUACCCUGCUCAGUGUUUCCACACAUUUCUACACACUUCUCUUUCAGUCCGAUGGUUCCGAUCCUACAGCGCCUGCCACUGUAGCUGCCAGUCCCAAAACAGACGGCGAGCCUACGCCUGUGGCAUUACCUUCCAUCAAGAAGAAGAACCUCAGUCCGCGAGAGGUUCAUCGAAUUAUCAAGCAGGGGUACGAGACGCUUAGUAUCCAGCCACCAGAGGGAUUGAGUGCGUGGUCGAAAUGGAGAGAGACGGAUUGGAAGACCGAAUUGAAGAAAGCGGCGCGGGUUGCUGUUGAGGAUGCGAGGCAGCUGGUUGCAUAG
Penicillium odoratum is the source of this 2016-nucleotide messenger RNA. Its product is annotated as ARMH3 family protein. The record is from RefSeq and is a predicted model, not a curated record. Gene Ontology annotation, cellular component: cytosol. The transcript has 8 exons. Lineage: Eukaryota; Fungi; Ascomycota; Eurotiomycetes; Eurotiales; Aspergillaceae. Bases 1 to 2016 code for a protein of 671 amino acids. Gene Ontology annotation, biological process: regulation of Golgi organization.